Messenger RNA from Anopheles nili, 1403 nucleotides. RefSeq names its product carbonic anhydrase 2 (gene CAH9). Bases 382 to 1329 code for a protein of 315 amino acids. The record is from RefSeq and is a predicted model, not a curated record. Gene Ontology annotation, molecular function: carbonate dehydratase activity; zinc ion binding. Gene Ontology annotation, cellular component: cytoplasm. The transcript is spliced from 5 exons. NCBI's taxonomy places the organism in Eukaryota, Metazoa, Arthropoda, Insecta, Diptera, Culicidae.
UUUUUGGUGGCAGUUCGCAACGAGCGGCAACAAGCAACAUCCCCACGGAUCGCUCGUGAGAAGGCCACGUGUCGCACGAUCGAUCUUCCCCACGCCAACGACGCCCGCUAGCACGGACUUUUCUCGCGCGAAAGCACGUUCGCCGAUCGCCGGUUCGCGAUCACGGCAGUCCUUCGCCAGUCGAGCAAACGAACGGUCGCAUUGUGUGUGUGGCACGUAAUCCUCGUGGGAAAUCCUUCGACAAUUGUCGUUCGAUCGCGUUCAUCGACAUUCGCGCGGUUUGCAAACGCAAGUGACUCGUAUUCGCGAGUGUGAAUCCGCCAAGCCGGUCGCGAAACAACUGUGGGAUAUCCCUGUGUUCACCUCCUGGUCCGUUCCGUCAUGCUGCCGUUGUCGUUUCCAGUGUUUUCCGUGUUGCUGUUUGUGCUGCUAAUCGGCGGUCCACCCGGCAACGGUGUCCAUGGACACCGGUUCGGCUACUCGAAACCGGAUCAGCGCCGUUGGUCCAAGGCACACCAGAGCUGUGCCGGCAAGCACCAGUCGCCGAUCGCGAUCAGCAGCCACCGGGCGGAUUCGAUCUACAUGCCGGCGAUCGAACUGGUCGGUUACAACAACUUGCUCCCGGGACCGAUCACCGUACACAACAAUGGCCAUUCCGUGUCCCUCGCGAUUCCGAAAACGGACCCCACGAAGGGCAAGCAUCCGUACAUCUUCGGUGGUAAGCUGCAGAACGAGUACGAACUGGAAGGGUUGCACUUUCACUGGGGCGAUAAAAACAGUCGUGGGGCGGAACAUGUCCUUAACGAUGUCAGAUACCCGCUCGAGAUGCACAUCAUCCAUCGGAAUCGAAAGUACAAAAGUGUCGCCGAAGCACUCGGCUAUUCCGACGGUCUUACGGUGCUGGGCUUUUUCUACCAGGUGACCGAGAAGGAUGAGCCCGGCAUUAACACGUUGGUACGCUCGUUUGGGCACAUCAUCGACUACGAUCAGACGAUUCAGCUCAAUCACACCUUCACGCUGCAAUCCCUCAUCGAAGGCAUCGACCUGACGCGGUUCUACACGUACAAGGGCUCGCUGACGACGCCGCCCUGCUCCGAAGCCGUCACGUGGGUCCUUUUUCCCGAUCUGCUCGAGCUUUCCGUUAACCAGAUGAAACGGUUUCGCACGCUUGACACCGGCGUACAUGGGUCACCGAUGGUUGACAACUAUCGAGCGCUCCAACCGAUCGGGAAUCGGCGCAUUUUCGUGCGCAAGAUAAACCCUCGCUUUACUUCGCUGGACGUUUUUGAGGACGCGCUGCACCAUAGCAAGUGGGACUGGGUGUACUAGGACGUGGUGCGAUGUCACGUCUUUUCUAAUAGAUACCCACUAAUCGAUUACAAUGUGCCAUCGUCCGGACAGUG